Molecule: messenger RNA, 4851 nt
Organism: Chrysochloris asiatica (Cape golden mole)
Lineage: Eukaryota; Metazoa; Chordata; Mammalia; Afrosoricida; Chrysochloridae
Gene: TARBP1
Product: TAR (HIV-1) RNA binding protein 1
Exons: 31
Coding region: 1-4851 (1616 amino acids)
Biological process (GO): tRNA methylation
Molecular function (GO): tRNA (guanine) methyltransferase activity; RNA binding
Source: RefSeq, a predicted model, not a curated record
AUGGAGUGGGUGCUGGCAGAAACGCUGCUCGCUCAGAGCAGGGACCCCCGCGUCCUGCUUGGGGCGCUGUGUCGAGGAGAGGCGUCUGUGGAGCGCGUGGAGACCUUGCGGUUUCUUCUCCAGCGGCUAGAGGACGAGGAGGCGCGCGGCAGCGGCAGAGACGCGGGCGCGUAUCCUUCGGCGCAGUUGCAGGAGGCUGCAAGCGAGGCUGCGGUCGGGUACCUAGUGCCGCUAUUGCGGGGCCGCGGCCCGGAGCUACCGCGCCUCCGCCGCCGCGUCCUGAGGGCGGCCGCCGGGGGCCUACGCUCGUGCGUCCGCCUUACCGGGGGCCAGCAGUGGGCUGCCGCGCUGGCCGAAGAGGCCCUGCGCGACCUGUCUGCUGUGCAGCCACAUGCCCCGGACGCCUCCUGCAGACCCGGCGCGUCAGGCGCCGAGGCGGCCGUGGAGGUGCUGGUGGCCCUCGGCCCCUGUCUGAGGCCGCGUGAGGAUGGGGCGCUGCUGGAGCGGAUGGUGCAGACCGCCCUGGCCCUGGCGCUAGGCGAAGCCGAGACCGGGCCGGCGGAGGAGGUGGCGGCGUUGGCGGCUGGGAGGCUGCUGCCGGCGCUGGGUCGGGUCAGCGAGGAUGCCCUGCGGGCCGUGUGGGCGGGACUGCGGGCUGGGGCCUCGGACCCGGGCGCCGGACUGCUGGAUGUCGGCCGCCGGCUGCAGGUGCUGAGCGCCCUGGCUGAGAAGCUGCUGCCGGAGAGACCCGAGGCAGGCGUGGACGCCCGGCGGUGCUGGCAUUUCUGGAGGACCGUGCAGGCGGGACUGGUCCAGGCCGAGGACGCGCUCACGCGCAAGAGGGCUCGCUAUGUGCUGCUCAGGGCGGUGGAGGUGUCGGCGGAGCUGGGGGAUAACUGCGCGUGUACGGCCCGGAAUGGAAACGACCCAAGUCUGUUUUGGUGGCAUGAGAAGAAAAAAGAUGAGCUGCUAAAGUUUUGGGAAAACUAUAUGUUAAUUAUGGAAACUCUAGAAGGAAAUCAGAUCCAUGUUAUAAAGCCAGUCUUACCAAAGCUAAACAAUCUCUUUGACUACGCAGUGUCACAGGAAAAAGGAUUUUGGCUCGUUCACCCAUCCUGGCAUAUGUGUAUUUAUAAAAGAAUGUUUGACAGUGAAAACAAAAUCCUAACCAAAGAAGGUGUUAUCCAUUUUUUAGAGCUCUAUGAAACAAACCUGCUUCCAUUUUCAUUACAAUUUUCUGAGUUUAUUGUUGGACCAUUAAUGGAUGCCCUUUCAGAGAGUUCUCUGUAUAGCAGAUCCCCAGGCCAGCUGAUAGGAAGUGGUUCUCCAUUGGGAAUGAAAUUACAGAAGUUUUUAGUCACCUACGUUUCUCUUCUUCCAGAAGAAAUAAAGAAGAGUUUCCUAUUAAAGUUUAUUCAGAAAAUGGCCAGUAAACAUUGGUGUGCCGUGCCCAUUUUGUUUCUAUCGAAAGCUCUGGCAAAUGUCCCAAGAUGUAAAGCCCUGGGGACGGAAGGGCUCGUUGCUCUCAGGGAUGUUCUUCAGUGUACUAUGAUUACACAUCAGAUUCUGUUACGAGGGGCAGCUCAGUGCUAUCUUCUUCAGACAGCUAUGAAGUUGGUAGAUGUGGAGAAAGUAUCCUUUUCUGAUGUCUCAACCUUUCUCAUGUCGCUGAGACAAGAAGAAUCCCUAGGACGCGGAACUUCAUUAUGGGCAGAGCUCUGUGACUGGCUGCGUGUUAAUGAAAGCCGUUUUAGGCGACCUUCAGAUUGGAGCUCCGCUGGGCUUGAUGAGACAUCUUACUUGAAUGCUUAUGUACGGAACCUAGUUCAAGAGUAUGUUAAGUCACCCGCUGGGGAAAGUAAAGAGAACAGCUUUAUGCCUGAUUGGUUUGAAGCCAAGCUUGUUGCCAUCAUGGUGCUCCUGGCUGUGGAUGUGGAAGCAAUGAAGAAUCAAUACAGUGAAAAGCGGAGAAUACAGAAUGUAUUAAGGACAUUCUUAGAUCCUCUUCUGGAUGCCCUUAUGAAGUUUGGCACAAAUGCCUACAUACCCUUGCUGAAAACUGACAGAUGCCUCCAGUUGCUGUUGAAGUUAUUGCAUACUUGCUUGUUGAAAGGUUCCAGUACCCAAGAUGAUGAGGUGCUUACUGUUCUUCAGAACUUUGUCCUGUCUACUACAGAGAGCAUUUCUGAAUUUAUUCUCAGAAGACUUACUAUGAAUGAGCUAACUAGUGUUUCAGAUCUGGAUCGCUGCCAUUUAUACCUGAUGGUAUUAACUGAGCUUAUAAAUCUCCAUCUGAAAGUUGGGUGGAAAAGGGGUAACCCUAUCUGGAGAGUGAUUUCUCCUUUGAAAAAUGCAUCCAUUCGGCAUCUUCAAGAGAUGAGCUGCGGAAAGGAACCAGUACUUGAAGGACAGAUUCAGAAAGUGGUUAGUAUGGGUGCUUUGGCCAUGGUAUGUGAGGCCAGUGAUCAGAAGCCAGAGCUGCAGCUUGAUUCUCUGGAUGUGGGACCCGUGGAGACGUUCCUGUCCUCUUUCCAGCUCAAUCAGACCUUACAGAAGCCCCGCACAGAGAAGAAGGGCAGGUACGCACUGACAUUAUGUUUUUGUUUCAGCUUUUUUGAAGAAUCAUCGUCUUCCCAUGGAUGGGGGAAAGUAGUUGCGCAGUAUGUCCACGAUCAGUGGGUCUGCCUCUGUUUCCUGCUGAAAAAAUACCAUGCUCUUAUUCCAACAGCAGAGAGUGAAAUCCUGCAGCCCUUUCUACCUGCUGUUCAAAUGCCAGGAAGGACUUUGCAGUCUGCAUUGGAAGCCCUCACAAUUCUCCCUUCUGAUCAGGUUCUACCUGUGUUCCAGUGCAUGAAAAUUUUGGUUCCCAAGCUCCUGAUGUCCUGUGAGGCACUCUGCAUGGAGUCUUUUAAUGGGGCCUGGAAAAUCAUCUCUUCUUUAAGCAACACUCAGCUGAUAUUCUGGUCUAAUUUAAAAGCUUUCGUUCAGUUUGUUUUUGAUAACCAAGUUCUUACCAUUGCCGCAAAAGUCAAGGGCCAGGCCUAUGUCAAGAUAAAAGAGCUUAUGUACAAGAUCAUUGAAAUGUCGGCUAUAAAAACUGGAGUCUUCAAUACGCUGAUCACUUACUGUUGCCAGUCUUGGAUAGUGUCUGCUUCAAAGGUGUCCCAGGCUUCUCUAUCAAGUGCUCAGAGUUACAGUGAACUUGUCCUUGAGGCCUGUGUAUUUGGACCUGUCUUUAGGCGUGAUCAGAGACUUAUUCAGGAUGUACAGACCUUCAUAGAAAACCUUGAAAAUCAAUGUGCAGCUAACGCUGUUAUAGAAAAUACUAAGAGAGAGGACCAUUAUGUGAGGAUUUGUGCUGUCAAAUUCCUGUGUUUGCUAGAUGGCUCCAAUAUGUCCCAUAAGUUGUUUAUGGAAGAUCUUGCAAUGAAGCUGUUGGAAAAAGAUGAAUUUGUGUCCAAGUCCAGAACUCGCUACUAUGUGAAUUCUCUGCAGCACAGAGUGAAAAACCGAAUAUGGCAGACAAUGCUUGUUCUUUUCCCCCGGUUGGAUCAGAAUUUCAUUAAUGGAAUUAUUGACAAGAUUUUCCAGGCUGCUUUCGUCAAUAAUCAAGCAUCUAUAAAAUAUUUCAUAGAAUGGAUUAUUAUAUUAACUCUUGAAAAAUUUCCUCAAUUUAUUCCAAAGUUUUGGAAUUGUUUUUCUUAUGGUGAAGAAAAAUUUAAAACAAGCUUUUGUACAUUUUUAUCAGUUUUGGCGCAUUUGGACGUCAUUAUUCAGAAUAUUCCAGAAAAGAAGCUCAUUCUAAAGCAGGCCCUUAUCACCGUACUGCAGUGGUGUUUCAGUCACAAUUUCAGUAUUCGACUCUACGCUUUACUCGCUCUUAAGAAAGUCUGGAAUAUGUGUAAAACAUUACAGCUUGAAGAAUUUGAUGCUUUGACUCCUGUGAUUGAGUCCAGUCUUUCUCAGGUGGAACACAUGCAUGGAGUGGGGAAUGCCAAAAAGAAUUGGCAGCGCAUUCAAGAGCAUUUCUUUUUUGCAACAUUUCACCCACUUAAGGAUUACUGUCUGGAGACCAUAUUUUACAUCCUUCCCCGCCUUUCAGGCCUCAUUGAAGAUGAAUGGAUUGCCAUUGAUAAAUUUACCAGAUUCACUGAGAUUCCUUUAGAUGUUGGAUUUCAGUGGUACCUUUCUCCAACCCAGCUUCGUGAACUAAAACCAGGGGACUGGUCUCAGCAGGACAUAGGUUCUAACUCUGCAGAAGGCGAUAACCAGUCAGAGUGGACUGAUGUUCAGAGGAAGAUUAUCCCAUGGAAAAAUCAUGGUCCAGAUCUAGAACUGGAGCUGGAAUUCCCGGAUCGUGCUGCCAAGCUGGGCAAGUCGACUGGCAGGCUGAUCGUAGUGGCUUCGCUCAUUGAUAAGCCAACCAAUUUAGGAGGAUUAUGCCGGACGUGUGAGAUAUUUGGGGCUUCAGCGCUUGUUCUCGGCAGUCUGCAUUGUAUCAGUGACAAACAGUUUCAGCACCUCAGUGUCUCGGCAGAACAGUGGCUUCCUUUGCUGGAGGUAAAACCACCACAGCUGAUUGAUUAUAUGCAGCAGAAAAAAGCAGAAGGUUACACCAUCAUUGGUGUGGAACAAACGGCCAAAAGUCUAGACCUAACUGAAUACUGCUUUCCUGAGAAAUCUCUCCUCUUGUUGGGAAAUGAACGUGAAGGAAUUCCAGCCAAUCUCAUCCAGCAGUUGGAUGUGUGUGUGGAAAUUCCUCAGCAGGGCAUCAUCCGGUCGCUGAAUGUCCACGUGAGCGGGGCUCUGCUGAUCUGGGAGUACAACAGACAGCAGCGGCUCAGGCACUGA